Messenger RNA from Panicum virgatum (switchgrass), 1868 nucleotides. RefSeq names its product phosphopantothenate--cysteine ligase 2-like. Gene Ontology annotation, biological process: coenzyme A biosynthetic process. Bases 567 to 1535 code for a protein of 322 amino acids. Gene Ontology annotation, cellular component: nucleus; cytoplasm. NCBI's taxonomy places the organism in Eukaryota, Viridiplantae, Streptophyta, Magnoliopsida, Poales, Poaceae. The record is from RefSeq and is a predicted model, not a curated record. Gene Ontology annotation, molecular function: phosphopantothenate--cysteine ligase activity. The transcript has 10 exons.
UCCGUCUCCAUAUAAAAAAGAAAUCUCCGUCUCUCACACCCUCUUUCCUCUCGCGAUUCGAGAACCAGCGGGCAGCGGCGGCGCAACUCCCCUCGCGGCCUGCAAACCAGCGGCGGCGCCCCCUCCCGGGCCUGCAGUGCUGCAAGGCGGCGCACUGCCCCGGCGACGCCCCCUCCCCUCCCCGCUACUGAGCAGACGGACCAAACCGUCCGGCGUUCCCUGCGCAGCACCAAGGGAGGGACGGACUGCUUGCGGCCUGGACGGCGCUCUCCGGCACGCGAUUAUGGGCGGACGAGUCCGCCUGCGGCGUCGCCGGCGCUCCCUGCGCAGGGAGGGGCUGAAGGGCUAACCUGCGACUUGGCGAGCCGGCGUCCUCGCGCACGGCGGCCCGAGUACAGGCACAGGAGGGAGGGGCCUUGGCCGUGAGGCGCACGUGGACGCGAGGGAGAAGGGGGAGGACGGCUCGAUCUGCAGGGGUCGGAGAAGACAGAGCGGAUGGCGGCGCUCCAGUGAGUCGGUACAGUGCAGAAUCUAUUCUAAGGAAGGAUCGUAAGUGAGCUGAAGCCAUGGCCGUGGAUCCAAGCAUCGCGGCGGACGCCGAGGCCGCGGCGCGCCGGAGCGAGGAGGCGGCGGAGUCCUUCUUCCGCGGCGCGCCGCCGCUCCGCGAGCGCGACCGCGUCGCCGCCAGCGUGGCCAACUUCGUCGUCCGCCGCUCCGCAGGCGGGCCUGCCGGAGGCUCCAGGGUGAUUUGCAUCACCUCCGGCGGCACCACGGUGCCCCUGGAGCAGCGCUGCGUGCGCUACAUCGACAACUUCGCCUCUGGCCAGCGGGGGGCGGCCGCCACCGAGUAUUUUCUCAAGGCGGGCUAUGCUGUCAUCUUCAUCUAUCGCCGUGGGAGCAAGCAGCCUUACUGUAGAUUUCUUCCAGAGGAUUCGUUUCUCGAUCUUUUUGAGCUUGGUGAAGACUCAGAGAUCCAAGUUCCCCAAUCUCAUUCCACUGUGGUCAAGGCAGCUAUUAGCAAUUAUCACAAGGCGAUUGGUGAAGGCCUGCUUCUGAAACUUCCCUUCGCUACAAUUUUCGAAUACCUUCAGUUACUACAGAUGGUAGCCACUUCUAUGAAUUGCUUGCGGCACCAUGGAAUGUUCUUUCUUGCUGCUGCAGUUUCUGACUUCUAUGUUCCAUGGGAAAGUAUGGCUAAACAUAAAAUCGAGUCAGCAGUUGGCCCUUUGAACAUGCAACUCAACCAAGUCCCUAAGAUGCUUUUCAUCCUCAGAAAAAAUUGGGCUCCUUCAGCAUUUUGUGUAUCAUUCAAGCUCGAGACCGAUCCAAACAUUCUUCUAAAGAAGGCGGAGAUGGCUCUGAAAAAGUAUGGUAUGGACGUGGUGGUUGCAAAUGAGCUUGCAAGCUACAAAAAUGUAGUGGUCAUGGUCACGAGCAGUGGGAGAACGACCGUGAGCAGGAGCAGCAAGGAAGAAGACCUGGAAGAGCAGCUAACCGAGCACCUGAUGAAAAUGCACACAGAGCACAUCACAUAGUCCAGUUCGGAGGACCGUCAAGCGGACUCGAGCUGAGGUGAUUAUAUACGACACGGUGACGGCGAGUAUCAGCUAUCCAACCUUUUGGUUCUCCUAGCAAGUUGCCGCAGAGCUCACCUGGUUCAUCACCGGAUGAUCACACCAAUAUCUACACGCACUUGAAUUCGAAUGUGAGCUAUAGCUAAUGCCGCAGUUGGCGUGGUACUGUUCAUGUGGUGUACAGAUGGUGUAAAGAGAGGAUUUGAGACUAGAGCUUUGCAAAAACACGAAGGGGGCAGUUGUCGUCUCUAUUUUUUUUUUGACCCUCAUGAAUCGUGAUACAUUGAUUCCGUG